This is a messenger RNA of Acanthosepion pharaonis, 681 nucleotides long. The record is from the annotation of a GenBank genome assembly. Lineage: Eukaryota; Metazoa; Mollusca; Cephalopoda; Sepiida; Sepiidae.
AUGAAGGCUCGUAACCAACAAUUCACGGAGGAGAAAAUGAUUGGCUGGCUGACUGGCUAUCUAUCUAUCUAUUUAUUCUAUCUAUCUAUCUAUUUUAUUUUCGUAUGUAUGUAUGUAUCUAAUUUACUUUGCUAUCUAUCUAUCUAUCUAUCUAUCUAUCUAUCUAUCUAUCUAUCUAUCUAUCUAUCUAUCUAUCUAGUUUCCUUCGUAUCAGUCUAUCUAUCUAUCUAUUUUAUUUUCGUAUGUAUGUAUGUAUCUAAUUUAUCUAAUUUAUCUUUAUCUAUCUAUCUAUCUAUCUAUCUAUCUAUCUAUCUAUCUAUUUAUCUAUCUAUGUAUCGUAUUUUAUCUAUCUAUCUAUCUAUUUUAGCUUCGUAUCAGUCUAUCUAUCUAUCUAUUUUAUUUUCGUAUGUAUGUAUGUAUCUAUUUUACUUUGCUAUCUAUCUAUCUAUCUAUCUAUCUAUCUAUUUUCGUAAUAUAUCUAUCUAUAUUAGUUUCGUAUCAGUCUAUCUAUUUUAUUUUUGUAUGUAUGUAUCUAAUUUACUUUUCUAUCUAUCUAUCUAUCUAUCUAUCUAUCUAUCUAUCUAUCUAUCUAUCUAUCUAUCUAUCUCUUUGCAUACUGAUUAUCUAUCUAUCUAUCUAUCUAUCUAUCUAUCUAUCUAUCUAUCUAUCUAUCUAUCAUAG